AUGACCCUGACUGGCGGCUUUCGAAAGCUCGCCCAUGAUGUGUCGCCAUACCUGCUUCUCCUGAUUGCCAUCACCACGUUAGGCCCGUUCCAAUUCGGAUUCCACUUGGCCGAGCUCAACGCCCCGCAAGAUGUCAUCACCUGCAAGAAGAAGUCCAUCUCGACCCUCGCCCGCACGGCUCGUUUGGCCAUCAACCCCUCUACAUCCGCCGCCAUUUCCGACUGCAUCCCCAUGUCAGAUGCCACCUUCGCUACCAUCUCCUCAAUCUUCACCAUUGGUGGCUUGAUUGGCGCGCUCGCUGCUGGGCCCAUUACAUCGUCUCGCGGGCGUUGGCUGUCGAUCCAGAUCACCGCCGCUCUGUACGUACUCGGUGCCGCCAUCGAGACCCUCUCUCAGUCUCCCGUCGUCAUGGCUGCCGGGAGGCUAAUCUCAGGUGUUGGUGCCGGCGCCAGCACCGUCAUCGUCCCUCUUUACAUCUCCGAAGUGGCACCGCCUGCCGAGCGUGGCUUCUUCGGCGCUUUCACACAGAUCAGCUGCAACACUGGCAUUCUCACUGCACAGGCUCUAGGAUACUUCUUGAGCCACGGCUCGGCGUGGCGAUGGAUCCUGGGAAUCUGCGGCCUCAUCGCAGCUGCCCAGGGCGCCCUGACUUUCUUCAUCCCAGAGAGCCCCGCAUGGUCAGCUACGGCCAAGCGGGAUGUCGCAACCGCGAGACGAGUCCUGCAGCGCAUUCGGGGACCUGCGGUUAACAUAGACUCUGAGGUUGACGCUUGGGGGAUCGGAGACGACGUGUUCACUGGUGAUGCCGCUGCCGCUGAAGAGCAGGGGCUGUUGGCAUCCGAUUCUAACUCGCUCAUCCCUGCCGCACGGGACGAAAGCAAGGCUGGCAAGUCCCAUCUGAGUGUCUUCGGCGUCGUUCGGGAUCCGCUGUACCGCCCUGCUAUUAUCGCCGUCGUGGGGAUCAUGUUCGCCCAGCAACUUUGUGGCAUCAAUUCAAUUGUCAUGUACUCGGUUUCACUCCUGUCCGGCCUGCUUCCUCUGAGCUCGGUUGUCCUAACCAUCCUUGUAUCGGCCGUCAACCUUGUCAUGACAGCUGCCUGCUCACCGCUACCUGACAAGCUAGGACGCAAGACAUGCUUACUUAUAUCUAUCAUCGGACAAGGUUCCAGCUCCUUGGCCCUUGCCCUGUCCAUUGUUUUUGGGGUGAAGAUUCUAUCAGCUCUCUCUGUGCUCUUCUUCGUCGCCUUUUUUGCAGUCGGCCUGGGCCCGGUUCCGUUCAUUCUUGCCUCUGAGCUAGUUGGACAAGAGGCCGUCGGCGCGACGCAAUCAUGGUCCCUAGCUGCAAACUACUCAGCUACGUUCCUUGUGGCACAGUUUUUUCCUAUCAUCAACACAGCCAUGAAUGAACGAUUUGGUGGUGCAGGUUGGGUAUAUUUCCUAUUUGCCGCCUUUGCACUUAUCUUUACGCUCUUCAUUUCAUGGCGAGUACCGGAGACAAACGGGAAGAAAGAUGCCGAUGAAGUUUGGGGACGGACGCGACGUAUUGACUAA
Molecule: messenger RNA, 1551 nt
Organism: Phaeoacremonium minimum UCRPA7
Lineage: Eukaryota; Fungi; Ascomycota; Sordariomycetes; Togniniales; Togniniaceae
Product: putative mfs glucose protein
Exons: 2
Coding region: 1-1551 (516 amino acids)
Biological process (GO): monosaccharide transmembrane transport
Cellular component (GO): membrane
Molecular function (GO): hexose transmembrane transporter activity
Source: RefSeq, a predicted model, not a curated record